This is a messenger RNA of Fomitopsis serialis, 387 nucleotides long. RefSeq lists its product as uncharacterized. The record is from RefSeq and is a predicted model, not a curated record. The transcript is spliced from 4 exons. NCBI's taxonomy places the organism in Eukaryota, Fungi, Basidiomycota, Agaricomycetes, Polyporales, Fomitopsidaceae. The annotation marks the transcript as partial.
AGUCCUACCUUCAAGGAGUCGCCAGAUGGUCUGACGAUGACCGCGACGUUCGAGAUCCCAGGGGUGCAGAAACAGGACAUGCAUGUCAGCUUUCGGUCUAGACAUAUCAUCGUCACCUGGAGAAUGAGGAAUGUCAGAGAGAGCAUGGAAGACGGCGUCCUUGUGCGCGACAGACAAGAAAUAAAGCACACACAAUUCAUCCCCUUGCCAGAAGGGACCAAAUUCGAGGAUGUCAGCGCCUCUCAGGAUGGCCGACGGCUCGUCUUGACGUAUCCCAAUUCGCGCUAUCUACCUGUGUCUCCCCGUUCUCCUCGAACUGCGCUUUCGGGGGCGACAGAAUUCCACACAUGCUCACCGAUUGAAGUAGAACUUGAACAGGAGUCAUAG